UGUCCCAAUGCUGCCGUGGUCGAGCCAGGGUUCUAUGCCCUAGUCAAGGACUUCUCCGCAGCCCAGGCAUCUAAAGCACAGAGAGCCACACACGUAAGAGGCUUUUUCCAGAACUCUCCUUUGAAGGUAAGGGAACUUUCAGAGAGAAACUUACUCAAAUGUUGCAGGCUAUAGAGCCCCACAGUGGAGGUGUCAUAAUACCCAUAAAACUAGUGGUCAAACAGGAAAAUGGUUCCAAUGGUUUUUCCACCAUUAAUUUUUCCCAUAGGAGAUUUUAGAAACACUUCAAAUAAGGGCUGUGUUUCGUGUAGGCUUACCUUGGCAUGAUGUUUUGAUAACCAUUUAAAUCUCUUUUGGACAAGGUGACUUUUAUAAAUAUAUUAGGCUCUAUUUACUCUCAGAUUCGAAAAUGCUAAUUAGCAUCUAAGUAGACAUCAUGCAAACCUACAAAUCCCUGCAAGCUCCUGCACAUCAUCGCCAGCUGCCACCUAUGCUAACAGGUAUUGUGUCAAUUUAAAACUUGCACAAAAAGUUAGCCAAUUUAUUCAUUACUACAUUUAACUAACAUUAGAUAGUAAAUCCAGAGAUUCUUACCUUUGCCUUGAUUCGUCAGUCUCGUCCAGAUCAUUUGUAGUUCUUUAUGAUAGCCACAUGAGCAGCUAAUUAGCGUUUCAUUUUUGAGGGUUAAAUAAAGGCGAAGAUAUUGAUAAAAGUCACCUUGUCCUAGAGAGAUUUACACAGUUAUCAAAUCGUCCCACCAGGGUAAGCCUACACGAAACACAGCCCUUAUUUUAAGUGUUUCUAAAAUCCCUUAUGGGAAACAUUUAUGGUGGAAAAAUGAUUUAGAUCCAUUUCCUUGUUGACCGCUAUGUUUUGUGUGUAUUAUGACUCGUACGGUGGUACUCUAUUGUACAAUUUAGUGCUUGCAGUUCUCAUAUGUAUUUACAAACAUCAAUUCCAAAGAGAUAUCAAAAUACUCUCCAAAUUGAUUGUAUUAUAAUUUUAUUAUUUCGUAAGAUCAUUGCUUAUGUGACAUAAACGUGUAUAUAUUUUCAACCAAGCACUUUUUCCCUUUUAAAACAACUUCGAGGCCCCAAGAGUAGUCUUUUUCUCACAGCUGCUGUGAACCUUCACAGUAACACUUGACCAAUAACUAAUACCAGACCUUGACCAGUAGAUGGCAAUGUCUUACCACUCCAUGAUGAUUUGUAGACCUGCCUCUUGCUGCACUUUCUGCCCAAAACACUGUUCACCAUGAAGUCAUAACCAUUCUAAUGAUUGACAUUUAGAACUGAUUGUACAUUCUCUGUUUGUUCUCCAGCUAAAGCUGAGCACAAAGCAGUACCCAAACUUCCUUCACAACUCCAAGCCACUGAGCCAUAGCAAGUGCCAGGACUUGGCCAAUCACUACCUGGGAUUUAAUGGAUGGAGCACCCACAUUGUUACAGUAAGGAGCAGCAAUGCCCCCAGAUUUGUCUCUUUUAUGUUCCAAUACUAAUAUAUUUGCCUGCAUGUUACAGUAUGAUACAACAGAUACAUUAUUUGUUUGGUUAGGUGGGUGCAGCCGAUGUGAAAUCGAUAACUAGUUAGCUUUGUGUGAGCAAUGACCUAAAGUAUUUAUAAAGACAUUUAAAAGAUUGACAACACAAGCAGAUGAUAGGUUGUCAGACUUUAAAGUAACACAUCUUCAGUCCCAAAUUUUGAAGUCAAUACAUUUCUGCUGUAGAGAAUAUGGACCAUGUCGUAUACUGUCGCUGUAUUAUGAAAACCUCAUAAAUCCGAAACAGAAACCUUUCCGAAAAUUUUAAAAAAAGACCAUAUUUUUCUGUUAAAGAACAUACAAUUAUGAAACUUCAGAAGCUAUUUUGAAUAUAUUUUCUUGGUCCUAGAGUCAUAAAAUGUUCAGAGUACAUUGAGGGGAGUUACUGCUUUCAAUAAAUUAAAAGUUUUUUUUAUAUAUGACAAUUGGCAAAAAUGAAGUUACAACGUUUUCAUCAGACAACGACAAUAUGUAAUAUAGUGAAACCUUCCUUUCUCUGGACAGCUGAAGGACAUCUCCAACUGUGACAAUGCCGGCAGGUCAUCCACCACACCUGGUGACCCUCAGGAGAUUACCCUGAAGUACGGCUGCAUCAUGGAGGUCACCUUCCCACAGCAUGGCCUUAGCUGUCGAGGCGUCGGAAUGGCAGAGGAGACCGUGGAGGGC
This is a messenger RNA of Coregonus sp. 'balchen', 2206 nucleotides long. The record is from the annotation of a GenBank genome assembly. Lineage: Eukaryota; Metazoa; Chordata; Actinopteri; Salmoniformes; Salmonidae.